Messenger RNA from Cyphomyrmex costatus, 1970 nucleotides. It is a transcript of the gene GlcAT-P, whose product is annotated as Glucuronyltransferase P. Gene Ontology annotation, biological process: carbohydrate metabolic process; chondroitin sulfate proteoglycan biosynthetic process. Gene Ontology annotation, molecular function: galactosylgalactosylxylosylprotein 3-beta-glucuronosyltransferase activity. Gene Ontology annotation, cellular component: Golgi membrane. The transcript is spliced from 5 exons. Bases 221 to 1468 code for a protein of 415 amino acids. The record is from RefSeq and is a predicted model, not a curated record. Lineage: Eukaryota; Metazoa; Arthropoda; Insecta; Hymenoptera; Formicidae.
GCAGCAGCAGCAGCAGGCAGUAGUAGCGUUCCCCUAGCAGUGCGCCUUCCUCCGCAGUGUGGUGGCUGUCGCGGUAGCCGAUCGACGGGCUGGCUCGACGGCGAAAAGCGGUCAGCGAACGGACACCCCCGUUACUAUGGGAAAGAAGCAGCUCGCGAUUCAGGAGAGGCAGAGGAAACGACGGAACAGCAGACACAUGUAGCAUUCGGGCAUCAGUAUAAUGAAGCCGUCCAUGAAAAUGGGAGUGAUCGCCUUGAUAGGGAUCUGCGUAGUCUUUUAUCAAUAUCACCUGUCCACCGGCGUUACUUUCGACCAAGUAACGGCCUUCAAUGCCGAUACUUCCGCGGACGAUGCCGGGGAUUUGCCGAUCGGUGAGGAGGGUGACAGUAGAACCCCAAGGCUCGCCGAAGAAAUGAUUCGAUACGCCGUCUACCGAGUACAAAUCACGAACGGCCUGAGUCCGGAAAUAAGCUCGAUGCUCGUGCAGGAACUCAUCAAUCAGUUAAGCAAAAACGCCUCGGUGGCCUCGAGAAAUAAUUUCAAGUCUCCGCCGCAAUCGCAACCCCCAGCGACGGCGAUACACAGGACGGUAACGCCUCGUCCGUCGCUCCCUUCCGAGGAAUCGUCCGAAGAACCCCUGUACAUCAUCACGCCCACAUAUCGAAGACCCGAACAGAUCCCUGAACUCACGAGGAUGGCCCAUACCUUAAUGCUGAUCAAAAAUAUACAUUGGCUCGUCAUCGAAGAUGCUAGCGUCGCUACCAAGCAAGUCACCACAUUAUUGGAAAGGACAGGCUUGAAGUUCGAUCAUUUAAUCGCUCCGAUGCCGGAGAAAUACAAACUCAAGAAGGGCGCCAAGCCGCGAGGGGUGUCGAACAGAAAUCGCGGUUUACGGUGGAUCAGGGCGAAUGCCACGAAAGGUGUGUUCUACUUCGCCGACGACGACAAUACUUACGAUAUUGAACUUUUCGACGAGGUACGAUUGUGUGUGAUUACAAGUAUUUACUUCGCUGAAGAUCUGAGAUGUGUUUCUAAAAGAUUCUUUAACAUGUUUUUUUUUUUCUUUCAGAUUCGCAAGACAAAGACAGUGUCGAUGUUUCCGGUGGGAUUAUGCACCAAGUUCGGACUGAGCUCGCCGAUCUUGAAGAACGGAAAAUUCGCAGGGUUCUACGAUGGUUGGGUAGCUGGACGGAAGUUCCCGGUGGACAUGGCCGGGUUCGCCGUGAACGUCAAGUUUCUGCAUCAGCGGCCGAACGCCACCAUGCCGUUCCGCGCAGGAUUUGAGGAGGACGGAUUCUUGAAGAGCCUGGCACCAUUCGAGCCGCGGGAAGCCCAACUGCUGGCGGACAAUUGCACCAAGGUGCUAGCCUGGCACACACAGACGAAGAAGAAUGAGCCGAGCGCGCCGUUGGACAUGAAGCUUUAUGGCGCGACGAAUCUGGUGAAGCUCAAGCAACAGAUAGUAUGAUGUCGGCCGGGACAACGAAGAUGCGUGAACUCGAACCUGAAUCUUGUGUGUAAUCCCGCCCCUCCUUCGCACUAGUUCAUCGGUGUCACUCCAGGGGAAUUCCUAGGUGCGGAAAACUGUGCGAUUCAGUGCCUAAAAGUAUAUCUACCUUCUCUCUCACGGCGAGAGCGGGAAAAUCGUUGUUACCUUUAAGCAUAGUUGGUAAAACGAAUCGUUUUUUUAUCAGCUUUUACACAUCCGCAACAAGUAGGUCGCUCCGAAGACGCCCUUGCUCCGAGAAAGAAUACCGCGGUGGGAAAAGAGAAUAAAGUAAGAUUCUCGGGGUAAUGCUAUAUGACUCGAUACAGUGCAGAAAAUUUACGCGUAGAGUCCGAAACCGUAUUACCGUUUACUUUUUGGCAUUCCCACUUUUGUGAAGUGAUGCACGGAAUGAACAGUUUUGCUAAACCUAAAAAUUUAGCUGUAAGAUACAGAUUUAAAGAUAAUUUUACUUGAAUCUCAC